GCACACUUGGACAUACCUCUUAUCAGGUCAAGUUGUUUUUUUAUAGUUACAAAACGUGAAUUAAUUCUUUCUUCAAUCAUUCGUAAAUUGCAUGCAACAUCACACUCAUCAACAGUAAUCAAUCUGAUAUUAAACAUACGAUUUCAAAGCCAUUAAGAGUUUGAACGUUCAUCGGAACAUCUUAAAAUUAAUCAAGACAUUCAUACGUAUUGUGUCUACAUUCAAAAAAAAAAACAAUUUUAUUAUUUAUUUUUUAUUAUCUGACACGUCUGUGAUUUAUUUACCAAAUUCAUCAUAAUGGCUAUGGAACCAGGACAACUCAGCAAAGAUCAAAAAAAACAAUUAAAAACUGCUUUUGAUGCUUUUGACAAGGAUAAAACUAAUAUGAUAAAGACAGAUGAUAUUCACACAAUUUUAACGAUGAUGGGAAUUGAAUUUGAACAAGGAUCGAGGGAACUUCGUGAUGCAAUUGUUCAAGUCGACAUGUUUGAUAGUGGUGAAGUUAAUUACGAAGAUUUUUGCUCAGUAGCUGCUAAAUUUUUAGAAGAAGAUGUUGAUAUUGAAGCUUUAAAAGUUGAACUUAAAGAAGCAUUUCGACUUUAUGAUAGAGAAGGAAAUGGCUAUAUAACAACUGAUUGUUUUCGUGAAAUAUUAUCGGAAAUCGAUGAGAAUUUAACUGACGAAGAACUUGACAUGAUUAUUGAAGAUAUUGAUGCUGAUGGUUCUGGUACACUUGAUUUUGAAGAAUUCGUUGAAGCAAUGACCCACUAAUCAAUCGACUGAAUCUUCAAAAUGGAAAAAAAAAAAAAAUUAACAAAAAAAAAUAUUAUGUAAAUAAAAAAUAUGAAAACUUUUAAUAAUAAAAAAAAAAACGAAAAUUAAAAAAUGAUUAAUAGUUUAUUUGAGUUUGUUUAAUAAUUAUUGAUUUAUUUUAAUUUAAUAUUUUUUUAAUCAUGUGAAUUUGAUUUAGCUGUAAUGAGAAUUGUAAUCAUCUGUUGAAAUGAAUUUAAAUUUUUUCA
Messenger RNA from Aphidius gifuensis, 1019 nucleotides. Its product is annotated as troponin C, isoallergen Bla g 6.0301-like. The coding region runs from base 298 to 771 and encodes 157 amino acids. NCBI's taxonomy places the organism in Eukaryota, Metazoa, Arthropoda, Insecta, Hymenoptera, Braconidae. The record is from RefSeq and is a predicted model, not a curated record. The transcript has 5 exons. Gene Ontology annotation, molecular function: enzyme regulator activity; calcium ion binding.